Lactuca virosa is the source of this 213-nucleotide messenger RNA. The record is from the annotation of a GenBank genome assembly. NCBI's taxonomy places the organism in Eukaryota, Viridiplantae, Streptophyta, Magnoliopsida, Asterales, Asteraceae.
AUGAGAAAGAAUAUUAUAAAUUCUGCAGCAAAGCCAAAUUACAUGUCUGCGGGGCAGAUUAACGUGCCCAUUGUUUUUAGGGGACCAAAUGGCCCUGCUGCUGGUGUUGGUGCUCAACUUUCCCAGUGUUAUGGUGCAUGGUAUGGAUCAGUCCCUGGUUUGAAAGUUGUUGUACCAUACUCCUCUGAAGAUGGCCGUGGUCUUCUAAAAUAA